Messenger RNA from Erigeron canadensis, 2571 nucleotides. RefSeq names its product putative late blight resistance protein homolog R1B-16. Gene Ontology annotation, biological process: defense response to other organism. The transcript has 3 exons. The coding region runs from base 1 to 2439 and encodes 812 amino acids. The record is from RefSeq and is a predicted model, not a curated record. NCBI's taxonomy places the organism in Eukaryota, Viridiplantae, Streptophyta, Magnoliopsida, Asterales, Asteraceae. Gene Ontology annotation, molecular function: ADP binding.
AUGGAAGAUGCUCUUGUUGGUCAUGUAGAACACUUUGUCAACAACUAUAAGAAAUUAUGUCUUUCUCGUGGCGUAGUAGCUCUAGAUGACAAAUUAAAGAUGUCUGAGUUGUUUGAUGGUCUAAUGAAUCAGCUCAGAAAUAUGAUGAUAGGGUACGAAACUGAGGAAGUGCAUAUUUUAUUGAAAGAAAUCGAAGACACGGUGCCUAGUGAACCUUGGUAUAGUGCUCAAAGAUUGAAUCAGAUUAUAGUUAUAUGUAAUCAACUCUUCAAAAUCAGAUAUAACUCUAACAUAGAGGGAGAAGAAGCAGUUGUGGGCUUUGAUAAUGAAGUAGAAAUUCUACUUGAUCAACUAACUGGAAAUUCUGCAAAGUCGUUGCAGGUUAUCUCAAUUGUAGGAAUGGCUGGGCUUGGUAAGACGACUUUAGCUAGCAAACUAUACAGGGAUCCAUUAAUAGAGUAUAUGUUUGAUUUUCGAGCGUGGGCUUGUGUUUCUCAAGUAUAUGUCAAGAAAGAUUUGUUACUUACCAUAUUAAGCUCCUUUAUCCAUGACAUGCCAGAUGAGUUCUAUGAAUUGUACGACCAUGAAUUAGGGGAAAAACUAUACAGAAAAUUAAAAGGUCAUAAAUAUUUGGUUGUCUUUGAUGAUAUCUGGGAUUAUAAGGCCUGGAACGAUCUCAAAAUGUAUUUUCCAGAUGACAGAACCGGAAGCCGGGUGUUGUUUACUAGUCGUGACACAGACGUGAGUUUGCAUGUUCAGUCAGCAAGACCUGCUCAUGUUUUGCGUCUCCGUACUGAGCCUGAAAGUUGGGACAUAUUUCAAAAGAAGAUUUUUAGAACCGGAAUAUGCCCUCCUCUGUUGAAAGAUUUUGGAAGGGUUAUUACAAGAAAAUGUGAAGGUUUGCCUCUUGCAAUUGUCAUAGCUGCUGGUCUUUUGAAAAAUAAUUGGUCAAGUUCGUGGUGGAGUCAAAUUGCUGCAAGUCUAAGUUCAUAUAUGGUUAGUAAUCCAAACCAAUACAUGGACUCACUUGCUUUAAGCUACAACCAUUUGCCUUCUCACUUAAGACCCUGUUUUCUCUAUUUUGGAGCAUUUCCUGAGGACUAUGAGAUUCACAUGACAAAGCUGAUUUGGUUAUGGAUAGCUCAAGGGUUCAUAAAUGACACCGGAAAUAGAAUCUUGGAGGAUGUUGCAGACGAUUUCUUAAAGGAUCUGGUCAAGAGAAGUCUGGUAAUGACUCCAAGAAUAAAGGCUGAUGGGCAAGUUAAAACAUGCCGCAUCCAUGACUUGUUGCGUGACUUUACCAUGAGGACAGCCGAGGAAGAGAAAUUUAUGUCCAACAUCUAUAGGUAUGGCAUGGUCUCGUCAAUGCUUUGUUCUCCAUUGGAGGUAGGAAAAGUUCUUCAAGAGGGUGGAUCAGUUCUUGCCGAAACUUACAAACUUCUCAGGGUUCUAGAUAUGGAGUCUCUCUCUGUUUCCGUAUUUCCUUUGGAUAUAACACGACUGGUUAAUCUGAGAUACUUGGCCAUUCAAGCUCAUAAUGGAAGUCCCCAAGCAUCAAUAUCAAACCUCGUCAACCUACAAAUGCUGAUAAUAUUGUCAAAGAAGAACGUUCUUUUACCAAAAACCAUAUGGAAUAUGGUAAAUCUGAGGCACCUCUAUAUCAAAUCAGGGGAAAACCAUAUAGAGGAAACUUGUUCUGGGCAAAUGAUAGAGAACGAUGGUUGUCUAAAGGGGUUGGCUAGUCUUCAAACCUUAUCUCAAGUAAGUCCCCUAUCUUGCACAAAUAUAUGCUCAAGGUCUCCCAAUCUUAGGAAGCUUGGGUUUUGUGGACCCUUAAUAUCAAGGCUAGGCGAUAUGGAAUUUCCAAAUUUGAGCUCUUUGUUUCACCUCCAAAAAUUGAAGUUAUUCAACACAUUUUCUCACCCUGAGUUGACAAGAUCGUGCAAUCCUAUUAUGUUUCCUCAAAACCUUAAGAAACUAACUCUGUCAAAUACUGGCAUGGAUUGGGAAGAGAUGUGGACCUUCUCGCUUCUACCCAACCUGGAGAUUCUAAAAUUAAAACAUCAAUCAUGCAUUGGACAAACGUGGGAGACAGGGGAUGCAGAGUUUCGGCGACUCAAGGUCUUAAAAUUGCAUGAUCUGGAUAUGGUGCAAUGGAUUAGUUCGAAGGAUAACUUCCCAAGACUACAACGUUUGGUGGUUCAACGUUGUUUAAAGCUUAACACAUUUCCACGGUUGCUAGGGCAGAUUUAUACACUAGAGGUGAUUGAGGUAAAUGGAUGCAAUCUCUCAACAUAUAAUUCAGCAAUGGAGAUUCAGAAAGAGCAAGAGAGUGAUGGAAAUUGUUUUCUGAAAGUCCAUGCAAUAGGAAUAGGCUACAAGCAUCAUGAGCUGAUCAUGAUUCAUAGAAACCUAAAGCGAGCGCGAGUCUCUAAUUAAGGCCUUGCAACAUUAAUAAGUAUAUAUGCAGUAAACAGUGGAUUUUUUGAAUAAGUUUUUUCUAAUUUGUCUUAGAAAAACAUGUAUUGUUUUGUUUUAUGAGUUGAAAUAUUUUUCCUAGAUUUACAGCAA